This is a messenger RNA of Merops nubicus (carmine bee-eater), 1111 nucleotides long. Its product is annotated as UV-stimulated scaffold protein A-like. Lineage: Eukaryota; Metazoa; Chordata; Aves; Coraciiformes; Meropidae. The record is from RefSeq and is a predicted model, not a curated record. Gene Ontology annotation, biological process: transcription-coupled nucleotide-excision repair; response to UV. The transcript has 5 exons. The annotation marks the transcript as partial. Gene Ontology annotation, cellular component: chromosome. Gene Ontology annotation, molecular function: RNA polymerase II complex binding.
GUCUUCAGAGGACCACAUCAGCCAUGCCUAUCACCUGCUGAUGACGCGGCUCAGCGAGGAGCACGCCGAGAUGCGCUUCUCGGCUCUCCAGAUCGUGCAGGAGCUGUUCACCCGCUCCCAUCAGUUCCGCACGCUGGUCAUUUCCAACUUCCAGGAGUUCCUGGAGCUGACGGUGGGGAUAGACCAUGAGCAGCCUCUUCCCCCGCCCAAAGAGGUGGCACAGAAGCUGAGGAAAGAAGCUAUUAAGUCGGUGCAGGACUGGCAUGAGAAGUACGGAGAGGCCUACAAGAAGCUUUCUCUGGGAUACCACUUCUUGAAGCAGAAUAAGAAGGUGGAUUUUCAAGAUGUGCAUGCCAGAACUGUGGCUGAGAGGAGGAGGGAAGAAGAGAAGCAAAAAAGGUUGGAUAACAUUUACAAAGAAAAAGCCAAAAGAGCUGAAAAAGAAAUGGAAGAAAUGUCCCAAGAGAUUGCUGACACCCUGACAGAGAUGGAAAACUGUUUCAACCUUCUGAUGCCAGAUCCUUUCGACUUCACUGUGAACGCCCCAGAACUGGAACCCCAUGGACAAAUGCCUGCCUAUGAGGAUAGACCUACACCUCCCUUCUCCUCCCAGAUGGAAGUUAACCAGUCCUAUUUUGGAUGCGUGGAUGAUGAACAGCCAUGCUGCAGCAAGGACAUUCUUCCUGCUUCUCAGUGUGUUAGAACUGAAAAAGAAUUAGAGGAGAAGGCUGAGCACACAGAACUAGGUGGAGGCGCAGACUCUGGUGUCCAGUCUGGUGGCCCCACUCCCCGUGAUGAUGAUUUCCAGACUUUUGUUAGGAACCAUGGGCUUAUUUCACAUAAUUAUACUCUAGAGCUUGAAAUAUCCACAGAUAUAAAAGUGCAUGAGAAUGAAGAUAAUACUGCCAUAAUAAGCAAUGCCAUUGAUGCUCACAAACUUCUCAGAUAUAAGUUCUGGCCUUCUGUGCAAUCCUGGAUUCAGUUAUUUACCAGAGCGGGAAUAAAUGAUGAUCGGCUAAGGUGUGCCAUUGAUCUCAAGAAUAAAUUGGAGACUGCUAUGAAGAAAUACAAGGAAAUGAAUAUUUCCUUUAAAGAGAGAAGAAGAAAAGUG